UCUUGGCGCCAAGGAUUCUCUCCUUACAAAAAAGAAUGGUCAAGGGGUAGCGCGGGCGCGGGAACACAAGGCACAAGGCAGAUCAACUAUUAUGUCUCAUCCCAUCGAAACCUUAGGGUUUCGUCUUCCUCAGUUCUCCGAGGAUUUAGCUUGGCUUCCUGGUUGGCUUCAGCAGCAUCAGAAAGAACAAUGGGAGGAGUGCAUGAACGAGCUUAAGAGUACAAACUUAGAGCUAGGCUCCAAGGAUUUGAAAUUUUUUCAAGGAAACACUAAUGAAGGGAAAGAUGCUACUACAUUGUCGCGUGAGGAAGGCAGAUGCAACCGUUAUCAUUUAUUCUUAUCUGGGGAAGACAAUUCUGCAGCUGGUUUUGCGUCAUCUCCUGGAAAUGUGCUUCAUUUCCAUCUUCAUCUUUCUUCAAAUGGAUCUUCACAAUGUAGCCCAACUCAACCUUUGGAUACUUCUCUAGAACAUCUUGAAUUCAAUAAAGUUGUGCCUGCACAACUAAAUGACACCUCAGUGGGUUCCAAAGUGAAGAACUGUUCGGAAAUCCACCUGAAUGUUGGUGGGAUAAAUUCUCUACCUCUAAAGUCCAUUCAAAAACCAGUAGAAGAUAUUGUUCCACAAGGUCCCUCCAAUACAAAGAUAUCAGCAAGCCAUUUUGGGGAAAAACUUAAUGCCAAGUAUCUCAAAGCAGCUGACAUCACUGAUGCAGUUGAACUCUCCAUUGCAGCAUCUGAAGCAUUGGUUAUACAUGAAACUGUAAUGAGUGGGCUGGCUUCAGAAGUAUUGCCAACUGCAGUGGUACUGGAAACUGCCCUUUGGGUAAAGAAAGCACGGUUGGAGUGGCUAGAAGAUUCCUUAGAUAGCCCAGCUGAGGAAACUGACAAGAGUGAUUCUCUUUCAGACUUGGAUGAUUUCACGAUGGCUGAUGUGUAUGCAGAUGUAGGACUAUCUCCGAGUAUUCCUUCUGAUGAGUGUGCUCUUGAUUCAGCUAUUUCUCAAGUCAAGGAGACUCCUGUUUCUGAAAAUCAGUACGAGUGUGUAAAUCUAUCUGAUUCUUUGGACCUCAAGGCUCAACAUGUCAAGUUUGAUGAUAUCUCUGUGCAAAGAGAACUAGUAGAGAAUCUGGUUACAGAUAUCAGAUCAAGAGAGGAUUUGCAUCCAGCAUCUGUCAAUUGUGAGAAAGAAGAGUUUUGUGACAAGCCUGUUCUGGGUUCGAAUGUCUGCAGUGUGGCCAGAUAUGAUCCUUCAGCUCUGAAAACUUCAGAUGGAAUCAUUGUGAAACAGACAGUUGCCGCUAUGGUGGAUAUAGCUUCAAAUCAGCCUCAAAACAAAGUAAACUUUCGUCCAGAUGCUUGGAAUUCAGGGAAUGCUAAGGGAGAAGAUCAGAUACCUUAUUUAGCUUCAGACAAAUUCAGGAGCCGAUGGUUAGGUGGUUGGACAGGCCAAGAAAUUUCUGCUUCUCCACAGUUGAAACAAAAUAGUAAAAGUAUCCUGAAGUGUUUUGCUGGUGAGACAAGCUUUCUCUCAGAAUCUGCAGAUAUUGCUCCAGACGUGAACUCUUUCGUGCAAGUGCAUGAAAUUGAGUCAUAUAGAACAUCAGAGUCGAGCAUAGCCUGUGCUGGUUUACAUGACGAAGUUAAUAAGGAGAUAUUUGUUUCUCAAGAUUUGGUGAAGUCGUCUAGCCUAUCUUUAGUUGAUCCUCUUUGUUCCGUUGUGCCAUGCAGUAUUUCUUCAGAAAAUACCAGUCAUACAAUAGUUCAGAAUCAGACGGAUAAGGAAAAUGAUACUGAAGAAUGCUUUAGACCCACACCAAAACAUGGGGUGGAUAAUUCACAUAAAUCCUCAAAUCUAAUUAUUGAACUCCACCAUGAGGAUGUGCAAGCUAUGCCCACAAUUAGCGGGGAAUGUUCUCCAGUCAAAGUUCGAAGGCAGUUGAUUUCACUCAGGACAUAUAGUACGCUUCUCCCAAACAAUGUUUCCAUUUUGGAUUGGAGAAGCCAUUAUCAAAAUCAGUCACUUGAACUAGAAUGUGAUCAGAGGCUGGUUCCCCUAAAUAAGAAUGUGGGAUGCAUUAGAUCUUUUGAUAAAAGGAGUUAUAAAGAGCCCCUUCCUUGUCAUCCUGUAUCCUGGGAUACUGCUGGAAGAGGUAAUGAGGAAAAGGGUGAAACUACCCUAAAUAAGAAUCCAGUUGCAACAACGAAAAAUCAGAAGAGGAAUUAUCAUGAGACUGCAGGGUAUGGGUUUCCAGUGCAGGCCUCGAAAAAGAGGAGGCAGCCUGUUAUUUUUAAUCAUAGAGCACAUCUCGGUCUUCAGGCUCCCAAACCUUUUAUGAACAGUUCCACUUGGGAGAAACAAACCAAAUUUUCUUUGGUGCCAGAAAAUGUUGCUAAGCUUCAACAAAACAAAGAACUGCAAAAUAUACAUUUUGAAUGCAAGAAUUCCCAUGACAGAGAUGUUUCAUUGAAAAAGAGGGUUCGUUUCUCUGAAGCAGAGAUUCCAGUUCAGCAGAACAAGAACCUCCAAAAGCUAGAUUCUUCAACGAAAAAUUGCUCAACUGCUCAAGCAAGUAAAAGGUGGAAGAAUUCUACUUUUCAAAGUCAUGAGAAAAGUUAUCUUACAAAUUGUCACCGUAAGUUUGGGAAGAGAUUGCUAUUUCAAGGCAUAGAAUUCCUUCUUACAGGAUUUUCUAGUCAGAAGGAAAAGGACAUUGAACAAAAAAUAUGGAAACAUGGUGGUAUUGUUCUUUCUGAUAUUCCUUCUCCAAAUUCAAGGGGAGAGGGAAGCUCAAGAUAUAAUGGCUAUCAGCUUCCUAUUAUUCUAUGUUCAAAAAAGCUACAGACCACCAAGUUUUUGUAUGGGUGUGCAGUGAACGCCUUCAUAUUAAAAGUUGAUUGGCUUGCUAAUUCAAUUGCAUCGGGUUGUAUCGUACUACCUGAGAAAUACAUGAUUCUACUGAAUCGAGUUGAUGCGGAGCAUAUUAUGAUCGGGAAGCCAUUUCAUCACAACCGUAAUUAUGUCUUUGAGAGAGUAGGAAUCAUGCUUUAUGGGAAGCACAGUUUCUACAGCAAAUUGGCAAAAAUAAUUAAGCAUGGAGGCGGGCGGGUCUUUAAAACCCUCCAGUGGUUAAUCCACAGUUUGGACAAAGAGAAGGUUUCUUUAGGAGCCAUUAUUACUGAGGAUGAAAUUAGGACAUCACGUCACUUGAGGCAAUGCGCCUCUGAGCAAAAGAUACCAGUGAUGCCAGCUAGCUGGAUCGUAAAAAGCUUGCAUUCAGGAAAGCUCCUUCCAUUUCCUGAUAAAGGUACUUCCUCUCUUCCUGCAAUUAAGAUUCCAUAGAUCCCAGUUUCCAUAAAAAUGAGUGAAGAUGUAUAAAAUUAUCGUUUCUUUAGCAGCAUAAGUAGUGGAUUUGUUGUAUGCGUAUGUAAUAUUGUAGGAUACAAAAUAAUGUAGUUUUGUAAUUUAUAAUUCCAAUUUCAAAUUUUUAAGAGCUUGGUUGUGUCAAGUAUAAAUUAUGCUACAUCCAUAUAAGUUUCCUUGUA
Prunus dulcis (almond) is the source of this 3543-nucleotide messenger RNA. RefSeq lists its product as uncharacterized. The record is from RefSeq and is a predicted model, not a curated record. Lineage: Eukaryota; Viridiplantae; Streptophyta; Magnoliopsida; Rosales; Rosaceae. Gene Ontology annotation, biological process: DNA damage checkpoint signaling; positive regulation of transcription by RNA polymerase II. Bases 92 to 3340 code for a protein of 1082 amino acids. Gene Ontology annotation, molecular function: histone binding. Gene Ontology annotation, cellular component: nucleus. The transcript has 12 exons.